Messenger RNA from Eremothecium sinecaudum, 2355 nucleotides. It is a transcript of the gene MBP1, whose product is annotated as transcription factor MBP1. NCBI's taxonomy places the organism in Eukaryota, Fungi, Ascomycota, Saccharomycetes, Saccharomycetales, Saccharomycetaceae. The record is from RefSeq and is a predicted model, not a curated record. The transcript has a single exon. Gene Ontology annotation, molecular function: DNA binding; protein binding; transcription regulator activity. Bases 1 to 2355 code for a protein of 784 amino acids. Gene Ontology annotation, cellular component: SBF transcription complex; MBF transcription complex.
AUGUCGGCGACUAAUGGUCCUUCUAACCAAAUCUACUCUGCGAAGUAUUCAGGGGUGGAUGUUUAUGAGUUUCUUCAUCCUACGGGGUCUAUUAUGAAGAGAAAGGCCGACGAUUGGGUCAAUGCUACACAUAUAUUAAAGGCAGCUAAGUUUGCGAAGGCGAAGAGGACAAGAAUACUAGAGAAAGAAGUGAUUACAGACGUGCAUGAAAAAGUUCAAGGCGGUUUUGGUAAGUAUCAGGGCACAUGGGUACCUCUGGAUAUAGCGCGGCGCUUGGCGCAGAAAUUUGAAGUAUUAGAGGAGCUUAAGCCACUUUUUGAUUUUACACAGAGGGAUGGUACUGCUUCUCCACCACAGGCUCCUAAGCAUCAUCAUGCUUCGCGGUCGGAUCCGUUGAAGAGACGGGCUGCUAAAAGUCCGUCUGUAUCUGGGAACUUUAGCGAGCCUGCUGUACCAAAACGUAGAGGAAGGCCGCCAAGAAAAAAAAAAUUGGAGGAGGAUGUUUCCAACGAUGCUGCUCAGAUGGGCAAGCACGAGAUGGCUGGUUUUCCAAGACCUUCAAUCCCUAUAUCCCUUAUUUCAUCGAACCAGCUGCCGCUGAUUCAAUCUGCAUUCCACAAAAAUAUUGGAAAUGAGCAGUCUGGGAAUCAUAAUAAGCCACACAGGCAACAGUUACAACAGAAAUAUGAAGAGUUGGACAUUGAGGAUGGUCUUUCUAGUGACAUAGAAGCAAAUAUUGCACAGUCUAUGGGACAAGCUGCUAGAAAUGCAAAUACAAUGAAUACUGCUUUAAUUUCUGGAAAGGAGGAACAUUCCUCAUCUUCAUCAUCACUACCAUCAUCGCCGACUGAUUUUUCAGCCCCAAUGGCGUUUGACACUCAAAGAGUAGGUAGUGCUACUUCACCAUUCGGGACUGCGCUUCCGCGUUACUCUAUACCGUCCCGGCCACCAAAUACUGAUUUAGACCAAAAGGCAAACGAAUAUAUCACGAAAUUGGUAAACUAUUUUAUCAACUCCGAACUACAAAGCUCUAACUCGAUACCUAUGGAACUGCUUCAUCCUCCUCACGGAACUCCGUAUAUUGAUGCUUGGAUUGAUUCUGAACAUCACACUGCCUUCCAUUGGGCUUGUGCAAUGGGGGAGUUGCCAAUUGUUGAAGUGUUAUUACAAGCUGGUUCUAAUCGCAGAGCAACUAAUAUUUUAGGAGAAACACCAUUGACGAGGGCAUCGAUAUUUCAUAAUAGCUAUACAAAGCGGACGUACCCUCGCAUAUUUCAGUUACUUCAAGAUACUGUAUUCGACUUAGACAGUCGCUCACAAACCGUUAUUCAUCACAUUGUGAAACGAAAAUCAAGUACACCAUCAACACUGUAUUAUCUAGACGUUGUUCUUUCCAAGAUUAAGGAUUUUUCGCCUCAGUAUCGCAUUGAAACCCUAAUAAAUACUCAGGAUGAUAAAGGUAAUACCCCACUACAUAUUGCUGCCAUGAAUGGCGACAGGAAAUUUUUUCAAAUCUUAACAGGAAAUGAUGCACUGACUACAAUAAAAAAUCAUGCUGGAGUUACUGCAGAUGAAUUAAUCAAUAAUAAAUUCGACAAAAACUCCCACUUGAAUAAUAACCAUGGAUAUCAUAAUCAUUCAAAUGGAAACUCGAUCUGGUCGUUAAACACAGCUGCCACUUCCACUGUUGUCGCUGCGCCAGCUAUUCCUACAUCAUCAUCGGCGAAAAACGACAUACUUCCAUCUGAAGCUUCGGCCACGGUAUCUAAAGCAAUACCCGAAGUUGUGGGGCUUAUGAAGGAUUUGGCAAAUUCUUACCAGACUCUCCAUCAGGAUAGAAACCAGGAAUUAAGAGAUCUCAAGAAGGUCUUGAAGAGCAUUAAUAACAGUGUUGUCGCAGUUGAUAUGAAAAUCUCAGAAAUUCUAGAUGUAAAAAGCGUAGAUCAAGUGUGCGACGAAAUAGACAAUUUAAAGCUGUAUACGCUUGAAUUGCAACAUAAAUAUGCAGAACAGCAAAAAGAACUGUUUGGUAUUUUGGAGAAAGAACAGCAUUUGGAGCUUCAAGAAUUAGUGAAGAAAAAUCAAGAGAUAAAACAUAAUAAGGAACAAUCAGGAAGUUCUGUAACAUCCGCUGAAGCACCAGCAAAUUUUGCGAGAGAAAUUAAAGCAUUGACAAUGUUGCAGUUUCAACGGAAGGCAAAAAUGAAGAGAUUAUUGGAGUUACUUUGUGGAAAUGACAGACUUCAUAAAUUCAAGAAGAUGAUAGCACAGGGAACUGAUGUGGAAUUAGGUGAUGUCGAUAAUUUCUUGGAUAUUAUAUUGCAGCAGCUAAAUGAGGAGAAACAGGUUAAAUAG